Molecule: messenger RNA, 979 nt
Organism: Pteronotus mesoamericanus
Lineage: Eukaryota; Metazoa; Chordata; Mammalia; Chiroptera; Mormoopidae
Product: C-type lectin domain family 6 member A-like
Exons: 6
Coding region: 93-722 (209 amino acids)
Molecular function (GO): signaling receptor activity
Source: RefSeq, a predicted model, not a curated record
UAUUUGCAUGAGGCCAAGGCUCUGGGUAACAUCUUCAGAGAAAGAGAGACACGAGAGACUACAGGGCCUUCUGAACACAGGGAGCCCACAUAAUGGUGCAAGAAAGGCAUCCUCAAGAGAAAGCGGUAUGGCGAUACCAAGUGAAACUCUGGUUUGUUGCUGUGAUUUUUAUAGCACUCCUCAGUGCUUGUUUCAUUGUGAGUUGUGUGGUGACUUAUUUUACAUAUGGCAAAACUGACAAAAAGCUGUCUGCACUACAUACGUAUCAUUCAAGUCUCACCUGUUUCAGUGAAGGGACAAAGGUGACAGAAAAAGUCUGGGGAUGUUGCCCAAGUACUUGGAAAUCUUUCGAUUCCAGCUGCUACUUCAUUCCUAAUGAACAGAAUUUUUGGAGUAAGAGUGAGCAGAACUGUGUUAAGAUGGGGGGUCAUUUGGUGGUGAUCAACACAAAAGCGGAGCAGAAUUUCAUUGUUCAGCAGCUGAAUAAAUCAUUGUCUUAUUUUCUGGGACUCUCAGAUCCACAAGGGAAUGGCAAUUGGCAAUGGAUUGAUCAGACACCUUACACAGAAAAUGUCAGAUUAUGGCACCAGGAUGAGCCCAAUUUUUCCGCAGAGGAAUGUGCUUCAUUAGUUUUCUGGAAUUCUAGAGGAUGGGGUUGGAAUGAUGUUUUCUGUGAUUCUAAAAGAAACUCAGUAUGUGAGAUGAAGAAGAUUUAUUUUUGAGUGGAAUGUUAUUCAUUGUCACAUUUAAAAUGGAGACCUAUCAUAAAAUGAUAAUUUCCUCUUGUAAUUUAUGUAUAAUUAAUAACAUAGAGCUUCAUGGAAAUAUCCAGAUGCCUUACUCCCUUCAGUCAUCCUUGUUAGAGUUUCCUCUUUCCUGCUAAUGAUAGGUCAAGCUCUUCUUUCCUUGGUGUUUUUCUUUAGUUCAUUAUGCAUUCUUUACUUUCUUCAUACUUUUAAAAAACAUUCCUUGUGACAGA